Messenger RNA from Aspergillus thermomutatus, 660 nucleotides. RefSeq lists its product as uncharacterized. Bases 1 to 660 code for a protein of 219 amino acids. The transcript is spliced from 2 exons. NCBI's taxonomy places the organism in Eukaryota, Fungi, Ascomycota, Eurotiomycetes, Eurotiales, Aspergillaceae. The record is from RefSeq and is a predicted model, not a curated record.
AUGCUCGUCGUCAAGUCUGCUUCAGCCACCCAAGAUCCAAGCUCAAGCGCACCCUGCAUCAUCGUGCAGCGCGUGAACUGGCGCGUCCCACAGUCCAAGGGAUAUUUCACCUUAGAUGGACCGAACGUCUACUACGAAGGCGAAGAUGAGGAGAACCAUGAUAGGAACCGCACGCGCGAGAAGGAGAGGCUGGAAACGUACCUUCAGAGCUUCCAAUCCGCAAAUGAAGGGGACGGUGAAGCCAACCUGAUUGUGCGACCUCACGGGCGUGAUGUUCUCGAGCAUUACUUCUUCGGCCGCUGCCCCUAUUGUGGCACGCUGGGAUGGUUUUGUCCCGGCUGUCAGCGGGUGUGGCCUGAGCUCUUUGGUGGCUGUGCGGUUGACCUGUCCUGCCCCGUGUGCCAUGGGUAUGAUUUUGCUCGGAAUGAUAAAACGACUCUUGAUUAUCAGGACUCGCUUGAAAACAGGCUGGGAAGUCGCCGGCAGGAUCCCGCGUUCUCAAAGGCUGAAGCAGGAGCUAAGCUACGAGAGGAGAUGCUGUCUUCGGUUCGGGAAAGAUAUGAGUCGACCAACGCGCGAAGGGCGGAGAUGGGGAUGAAAAAGGAAGAUGUGGAUGAGUUAGUGAGGGACUAUAACAGUGUCUACUUCAAGGACUGGUAG